Messenger RNA from Mya arenaria, 486 nucleotides. RefSeq names its product acanthoscurrin-2-like. Bases 1 to 486 code for a protein of 161 amino acids. NCBI's taxonomy places the organism in Eukaryota, Metazoa, Mollusca, Bivalvia, Myida, Myidae. The record is from RefSeq and is a predicted model, not a curated record. The transcript has 2 exons.
AUGCCUGAUGAUGGUGGCAUUUAUGGUGGAUACGGAGGCGAUGGACUAGGUGGCUUUUAUGGUGGCGGUGGAUACGGUGGCGGUGGAAUCGGUGGAGGAUACGGUGGCGAUGGAUACGAUGGCGGUGUACUAGGUGGCCUUUAUGGUGGGUACGGUGGCAGUGGAAUCGGCGGCGGUGGAUACGGUGGCGUUGGAAUCGGUGAAGGAUUCGGUGGCGGUGGAUACGGUGGCGGUGGAAACGGUGGCCUUUAUGGUGGAUACAGUGGCGGUGGACUAGGUGGCCUUUAUGGUGGAUACGGUGGCGGUGGAAUCGGUGGCGGUGGUUACGGUGGCGGUGGACUAGGUGGCCUUUAUGGUGGAUACGGUGGCGGUGGAUACGGUGGCGGUGGGAUCGGUGGAGGAUACGGUGGUGGUGGAUAUAGUGGAGGAUACGGUGGCGGUGGAUACGGUAAAUACGGUCGCCGUUUUGGUGGACUCGGUCACUAA